This is a messenger RNA of Platichthys flesus (European flounder), 3117 nucleotides long. Its product is annotated as probable G-protein coupled receptor 21. The record is from RefSeq and is a predicted model, not a curated record. Gene Ontology annotation, molecular function: peptide binding; G protein-coupled receptor activity. Gene Ontology annotation, biological process: G protein-coupled receptor signaling pathway. The transcript has a single exon. NCBI's taxonomy places the organism in Eukaryota, Metazoa, Chordata, Actinopteri, Pleuronectiformes, Pleuronectidae. Gene Ontology annotation, cellular component: membrane. Bases 22 to 1089 code for a protein of 355 amino acids.
CUUCCCUCCUCUAGUUCAAACAUGAACGCUUCCUCUAACGCGAACCUAAGCAGCUCUCCCCCGUUCUGCCUGCUGGGCGCUGUGGGUUACUCCCACAGCCUGGAUACAUGCGUACUGGAGGUGGUCGUCAUCCUCUUCCUCACCGUGCUGAUCAUCGCCGGCAACCUGGUGGUGAUCUUCGUCUUCCACUGCGCCCCUCUGCUGCACCACCAUACCACCAGCCACUUCAUCCAGACCAUGGCAUACGCCGACCUGCUGGUGGGCGUGAGCUGCCUAGUGCCCUCCCUGUCCCUCCUCCACUACCUCCGGGGCCUGAACGAGGAGUUCACCUGCAAGGCGUUCGGCUACAUGGUGUCGGUGCUGAAGAGCGUGUCCAUGGCCUCCCUGGCGUGCAUUAGCAUCGACCGCUACAUCGCGAUCACCCGCCCGUUGUCCUACGCCACGCUGGUGACGCCCUGCCGGCUGAGGGUCUGCAUCGUCCUGGUCUGGGUUUACUCCGCUCUGAUCUUCCUCCCGUCCUUCUUCGGCUGGGGGAAGCCUGGCUACCAUGGGGACAUUUUUCAAUGGUGCGCGGACUCCUGGAAGACAGACCCGGGGUUCAGCACCUUCAUCCUGGCGCUGCUCUACGCGCCGGCAGCGCUCAUCGUCUGCUUCACCUAUGGGAGUAUAUUCAGGAUCUGCCGGCAGCACACAAAGGAGAUCACCCAGCGCCACGCUCGCUUCUGCUCGCAGACGGAGGGGGGCACCGGCGAGCGAGGGGAUCGGGUCGACGGCUGCCCGGACAAACGCUACGCCAUGGUGCUGUUCCGCAUCACCAGCGUCUUCUACGUGCUGUGGAUGCCGUACAUCCUCUACUUCCUGUUGGAGAGUGCUGGACUGUACCACCACAACGUGGCGUCCUUUCUGACGACGUGGUUGGCGAUUAGCAACAGCUUCUGUAACUGUCUCAUCUACAGCCUCUCGAACAGCGUCUUCCGGAAAGGUCUCGGCCGCCUCUUCAGCCCUCUGUUCCCGUCCUGCCUCGGCUGCACCGCCAGAAAGGCUCCGGCUCCCGUCUGCCCGCGACCGGACCCUCGGUGCAAAGUAUGAUUCCUGACAACAAACAAACUUUUGGUUUGGUCCCUUUGGAGGCACGGCCCUCUGAGCAUGACCAAGGGGUUUGUGGCCCCGGCAUUGAAAUGUGUUGAGGACCCCCUGCUCGGAGCACGGAGAGGUGCCCGUGCAGACGCCUGCUGGUCCUGUCAGAAACUGAUUGUGCGGAAAAGUAAAGUUUCAUCUUGGAAGCUUAUCAGCGUGAUGCUGCAGCAACGACAGACUGAUGACACUUAAAGAAGUUUGCUGAUGAUAGCAAAUUAGAUUUGUGUAAUUUAAUUAAAUUGAUUUAAUGAACACUCCUGCACUGACUUAAGAACUCCCAGAAGCAAAAACAAGAAAAGGAAUCCACAGUGCGACUUGUGUUGUGCAAAAUACUGAAAUGCAAAAAAAAGUUUGAAUCUUGAUCUUUUCACGCCUGAAUCUGUAAAUUGUUUUUGUUCUUCCAGGGUAGAAAAUGUUUGACACUUGAAACUGACUACUGAUCUGUUUCCCCAAGAUACUGACGAGUGAACGAGUGACUGAUCUCAGGUGUUAAUCAGCCGUUCAGUGUGUGUGUGAGAUAAACAUGUGUAUCUGAUGGACUGUAAGCUCGUUUCCCAGAGAGAAGAUUGAGGUUUAUUCUGGAGCUUGUGUGUUUUAUUCAAAGGAUUCCUCUCCUUUGAAGCCGGGUGUUGGUGGGAAGCUCCAAGUAUGUUUACACAGUCUCGGGUUUUGCAUGGAUAUAUUGACUUAAGAAUUAGCUCUACUUUCCACGGCGGCCGCUGACCCAGGAAGUCUUCCUGUCGGCACACGGUGGUGCAGCCAUAUCAACGAGACAACACAGUGUCAUUACUUGGGAGAGUUUUUAUCUCUCUGCAUCUCCUCCUCAGGUUUAUCAGCUGUUCUCCGCUCAGCCUCGGGGCGGUUGCUCUUUUAUCUCAGCUGGAUCGGUACGUGACUUAAAUCACAAGUCACAUCGUAAGAUAAUCACCUCCUGACCUGUUAGGCAGUCGUCGUCCGGGUUGAUCAUCACGCUGCUGUCGGCCUGGGACACACACGGGCUCCGGUUUAAAGACUCCAUUGUCAUCUUUGAGGCUGCUGUGCUCCGACCGGUGAGGAACGGCUCCACGACCCCGACCGCAAGAGGGUCAGAGCACUUUACUGAGAGCUUGUGGCUUUUUGGCUUCAUGUAAAUACACUUCAGAGUGUAAAUAUUUAAACAGCAGCGAAAUGGGCCUAUCGGGGGGAAUUUCUUGACCUCCAGGGUUAUAAAUGAUUUUGUGGAUAGUGCAAUGUUUUUUUUUUAAGAUGAUUUAUUGGUCACAGCUAAGAGGUUUGACAAUGAGGCUGUUUAUUUAAGUGUCCACAAGGAGAAGUGUUUCUUUAUGCGCUGCAGGAAGAUUUAAAAUGUAGAGUUUGCUUUUCAAGUCCCGGAGAAAUAUUCCUGACAGCGUCUCGCUCCUGGAUGUUUUACAUAUUUGUAGAAAUGGGAAGAGAUAGAAACUGAAUUGGAGGAUUUUUCAUGAAGAGUCAUGAUGUUGCACAGCCAAAAAUAUGUCUGACUGAUAUGGUUUAUUAGGAGCUGAUACUGAAAGUAGAGACUAAAGAAAUUUAGAUCAGGAUUUUUUUAAAUACAACGAUUUGUAAGUGAUUCCUUAUCAAGGCCCUUAUAACAUAAAACAAAGAAAUAUAACCAAGGCUCAAUAUUUAACAGUUUAACCAUCAACCUGAUUAUAAAGAACUCUCAAAUCGAAAGAAACACAAAUACUAUCAAAUACAUAGAACUCGGGUUUGAAAAAAUAAAGCUACUUUGAGACUUAAGCUUUGAAAUGGCAGCACUCACACAAAGUGAACUUGUGUUUGCUGAUCAAGUCGAUGUGUUUAUUCAUUUAUUAAACAGGGAACGUUCACAUGAUGAGAUUGAUUAUUACUGUAAAUGUACCAGAAGAACCUGCUGUCACAAUUCUUAUACUCAUUUACCAGAGAAACUGAGUUACAAAGCUGCAGUAUAUCAGCUUCAAGCUAACUGACGAGAGAGAAAAC